This is a messenger RNA of Fusarium musae, 2241 nucleotides long. RefSeq lists its product as uncharacterized. The coding region runs from base 1 to 2241 and encodes 746 amino acids. The transcript has 3 exons. NCBI's taxonomy places the organism in Eukaryota, Fungi, Ascomycota, Sordariomycetes, Hypocreales, Nectriaceae. The record is from RefSeq and is a predicted model, not a curated record.
AUGCGUCUGUCUUCAGGUCUUCUCGUGGCUGUUGCCUCGGGUGCUUUCGCCCAGAGGUUCACCAACAGCAGCACAUCUGCUCUUGAGUCCAGCACCACUCUCCCCACCGCUAUCGACACUACCACCAGUGCAGCUCCCAGCUCCACCUCCGGCCCUGCCUCUGAGUCCGUUGAUCUUGGCUCUGCCACUCUUGGCCGCGGUUCAAGCUUCGUGACUGGACCCAAUGGCCAGACUAUCGUUCGCAUGUCUGCCGGAGCCAACGGUAUUGCUCAGUUCAGCGCCAAUCCAGCAGUUACCCGCUUCUCGGUUGGAGCUCAGAUCCAGCUCCGCUUCAGCAUCAGUGUCUCCGCAAUCAUCGAGAGUCGCAAGCGUGCUUUUGAGGGCUGCACUCUCGAUGUCACCCUCGAUGGCGAGACUGUUUACUCCGAGCCCCUCGCCGACACCAAUGGCGCCGCUGUCGAGCAAUCCAGCAACCCUACUGCCCUCAACUCCGACAAGCCUGAUAUCCAGUUCCUCCAGUCUUGCGGUUCUGACCCCGUCCAACUCGAUGUCUCCAACCUCGCUGUCGCUGAUGCUACUGAUGGUGGUUCUACUGGUCUUCCCACUGGUGCUGCUACCGAGACUGGUACCGAGACUGGCACUGAGGUCGCUACUGGCACCAACUCCGAGGGUGCUACCACCAACUCUGAGGGUGAGACUGUGAUCCCCACUGGCACCGAGACUGGCUCUGCUAUCGCUACUGGUACCAACUCUGAGGGUGCUACCACCAACUCCGAGGGCGAGACCGUCAUCCCUACUGGAUCUGAGACUGCCAUCGAGACCAACAGCGCUGGCUUCACCACCAACUCUGAGGGUGAGACCGUCUUCCCUACUGGUACUCAGACCGGCUCUGCCAUUGCUACCGGUACCAACUCCGAGGGUGCCACUACCAACUCUGAGGGCGAGACUGUUGUCCCUACUGGUACUGCCACUGGCACCGAGGCUUCUGCUUCCGCCUCUGCUACCUCCCCCGCUGGCUUCCCUGGUUCCGUCGGUGUCUUCACCCUCUUCGGAUGUGUCGGUUCUUCCGCUGGCUUCCCCACCUUCGAGCUUGCCGAGACCAACGAUCAGAUGGAUCUCGAGCGUUGUGCUUCUCUCUGCACUGGCCGUGCCUACUUCGGUGUUUACGAUACUGCUUGCUACUGUGGUGAUGAGAUUGACGCCGACAACACCAGCCGCGUUGAUAUCGACCAGUGUGACAUCGAGUGCCCUGGCGACAAGGACAACUUCUGUGGUGGUGAUGGCCGCCUCAACCGUCUCCGCGCUCGUCAAGCUGUUCCCGCUGGCCGUCUCCUGACCGUCUACGCCUCUGCCAUCGGCGCCGGUGCCACCGUCACUGACUCCGUCACCCAGACCGUCACCGACGAGACCACCAUCACCACCACCUUCACCACUGCCAUCACUGGCGCUGAGACCACCACCACCGCUACCGUCACCGCUGUCCAGAUCUGCGUCAACGGAAAGUGCUACAGCCAGGGCUCUGAUCGCACCGUCUUCAUCUUCAUCGAGGUCAACGGCAGCGACUGCGACAACGAGUGGGUCUACAUCACCGAGGAGUGCUCUUGCCAGGGCGGCAAGCAAUACGUCCCCAAGUUCUGCUCCGGUGGAAGCUGUGCCGGCGAGAUCGUCUACAAGACCCAGGAGUGCCAUGACUGGUGGAACCACGAGACCUUCUUCGUCGCUGCUGACUGCGGCUGCAAGGAGGAGACCGUUAUCUACAAGCCUUGGGAGAACAGCUGGGGUACCCCCAACAACUGCAAGGCUGAGCUCGUCCCUGUCUGCUCUGGCCCCAAGUGCCCCGUUGUCAAGGUUCCCACCCACGGCGGUUACACUCACCCCUUUACCAACGGCACCUGGACCAACGGUACCGCUCACUGCUCUGGUCCUCACUGCCCCAGCCCUGUUCCUCAGUGCUCCGGCCCCCACUGCCCCAGCCCUGCUCCUGUCUGCUCUGGCCCCAGCUGCCCCAGCACCAAGGUCGUCACCCUUGUUCCUCAGUGCAGCGGUGCUAGCUGCCCCGCCAAGCCCACUGGUUCUCAGGAGACCGGUGUUCCUUGCAACGGUGCUGACUGCCACGUUGCCACUGCCACUGGCAGCAGCCCCAAGCCCACUGGCACCGUCCCGGCCAUCGUCAACGGUGCCGGCAAGCAGGUCGUUGGAGCUGCUACUCUCUUCGCUGCUCUCUUUGCGGCCCUUCUCUAG